Molecule: messenger RNA, 839 nt
Organism: Mercurialis annua (annual mercury)
Lineage: Eukaryota; Viridiplantae; Streptophyta; Magnoliopsida; Malpighiales; Euphorbiaceae
Product: classical arabinogalactan protein 4-like
Exons: 1
Coding region: 101-541 (146 amino acids)
Source: RefSeq, a predicted model, not a curated record
CUUCACUAUACCCUAACAUUCUUUCUUUAAUUCUUGUUUGCUUUCAAGAAUUCAAAAGCUUUCUUUUUGUUAACAUUUUUUAAAGAUUUAGUAUACGAAAAUGAGUUCUUCAAUGCUUAAACUUUUCUUGAUCUUGGGUGUUCUUGCAACUUCUUGCAUGGCACAAGCACCGGGUGCAUCACCAACUCCGUCGCCUAAACCUGCACCCACGCCAUCACCUACAGCGGCUCCUCCGACUCCACCACCAUCAGCACCACCAGCACCAACCCCAGCUCCAGCCCCAUCAACUCCAUCUCCGGCUCCGUCAACCCCAUCUCCGGCUCCAGGACCAUCUACUCCUUCACCGGCGGUUACUCCUCCAUCCGAAGCUCCAACUUCACCGGCUUCCUCUCCUCCUAUGCCAGAUGCAACCACACCUUCUUCUGAAACUCCGGUUCCUCAACCUCCUCCAAGUGAUAACUUUGCUGCUGCUAGGUUUGACAGAGUCAUCCUCGCCGGAACUGUCCUCGCCGGCGGUUUCUUGGCCUUCACUUUGGCUUAGAAUCUCAUUGGGAGAAAUCAUCGGCUUAAUGUAGAUCAUCUUUAAUUGGUUUAAUUCAAUUCUUGGAGGAGUCGGAAAGGUUGAGAUCUCUGUUAUUUGUUCAUCUUUUAAUUCUUGUUUAUUUUAUUUCUUGUGAUUGUUUGAUUAAUUUUCAUUGUUUUGGGUGGGUGGAGAUUAGCUGGUAUGCUUACACGUGUACAAUCUGAUGGUGGGGAUGUGGGGUUGUCAUUUGUAGAAAAUUGGGGCAUUUGUGUACAUCAAAUAAAAUAGUGGAAUCAAAUUGUUUGUUAUUCUUUAA